This is a messenger RNA of Penicillium paradoxum, 1497 nucleotides long. Its product is annotated as Aldehyde/histidinol dehydrogenase. Gene Ontology annotation, molecular function: aldehyde dehydrogenase (NAD+) activity. The record is from RefSeq and is a predicted model, not a curated record. NCBI's taxonomy places the organism in Eukaryota, Fungi, Ascomycota, Eurotiomycetes, Eurotiales, Aspergillaceae. The transcript has 2 exons. The coding region runs from base 1 to 1497 and encodes 498 amino acids.
AUGUCGCUUCCUUUUCCAACCCGUCAGCUCUAUUACAAUGGCAAGGUCCAAGCUGCGACCUCCGGCAAGACUUUCCAGACCGUCAACCCUGCCACCGCAACUCCACUAGCCGACAUCCAGAUUGCCUCCAAUGCGGAUACUGAUGCUGCCAUUAUUGCUGCCGAUCAAGCAUUCCCUUCAUGGGCCCAAACACCGCUGAUUGCUCGCGCUCGGAUUCUUCACAAAGCCGCUGCUUUACUACGGGAGCGAAAUGAUGAAAUCGCACGUAUCGAGACAUUGGACUCCGGCAAGGCCUAUACUGAGACAAGCACCGUCGACGUCAUGACUGGCGCUGAUGUUUUAGAGUACUAUGGCAACUUCAUUGGCGGGGGUGGUCUCAAUGGUGAAACUACCCAGCUCCGCGAGGAUGCCUGGGUAUAUACUAAGAAGUCUCCUUUGGGAGUGUGUGCCGGCAUUGGUGCUUGGAACUACCCCAUCCAGAUUGCCCUUUGGAAAUCCGCUGCCUGCUUGGCCGCCGGUAACACAAUGAUUUAUAAACCUAGUGAAUUCACACCGCUUCAUGGUCAAACCCUUGCAGAAAUCUACACAGAAGCCGGUCUCCCCGCGGGUGUCUUCAACGUUAUCAAUGGUGCUGGUGAUGUUGGCGCCUACCUCACCAGCCACCCGCUCAUUGCCAAGGUCUCCUUCACCGGCCAAGUUUCGACCGGCAUGAAGGUUGCAGGUGUUGCCUCGGGCAACAUGAAAUAUGUGACAAUGGAGCUCGGCGGCAAGAGCCCAUUGAUUGUGUGUCCAGAUGCCCAGCUUGAAAACGCUGUCGAUGGCGCCAUGAUGGCCAAUUUCUACAGCACAGGCCAGGUCUGCACCAAUGGUACUCGGGUGUUCGUCCCACGCGGCAUGAAGGCUGCUUUCGAGAAGAGCUUGCUCGAAAAAAUCCAGUACGUGCGGGCUGGCCCGCUCUUCGAUGAUCAGACCAAUUUCGGUCCUCUCAGCUCCCAAGCCCACUAUGAUAAAGUCGUCUCUUACAUCCGCCACGGUAUUGAGUCAGACCGCGCCACCUUACUUUGUGGUGGUGUCGACAAGCCAACUAUGCCCAAGGAUCUACAGGCCGGUUUCUGGGUCCAGCCAACGGUCUUCACCGACUGCACUGACUCAAUGAGCAUCGUCAAAGAGGAGAUCUUCGGCCCCGUUAUGUCCAUCUUAUACUAUGACACCGUGGAGGAGGCCGUGCAGCGUGCCAAUGCUACUGAUCUCGGUCUUGCUGCCGGUGUUUUCACCGAGAACUUGAACCAGGCUCAUCGUAUCAUUGAUCAACUACAGGCGGGUAUCACCUGGGUAAACACGUGGGGUGAGAGUCCUGCUGAGAUGGCUGUCGGUGGCUGGAAGAAGAGCGGUCUAGGCGUGGAGAACGGCCGUCGCGGCAUCGAGGCUUGGCUUCAGAACAAAAGCACUCUGGUCGAUAUGAGCGGUGCCGUCGCCACUGUAUUUGCCAAGCUAUAA